This is a messenger RNA of Phialemonium atrogriseum, 1567 nucleotides long. RefSeq names its product Tho complex subunit 7-domain-containing protein. The transcript is spliced from 2 exons. NCBI's taxonomy places the organism in Eukaryota, Fungi, Ascomycota, Sordariomycetes, Cephalothecales, Cephalothecaceae. Bases 277 to 1455 code for a protein of 392 amino acids. Gene Ontology annotation, cellular component: THO complex part of transcription export complex. Gene Ontology annotation, biological process: mRNA processing. The record is from RefSeq and is a predicted model, not a curated record.
AAAAAUUUCACAAACUUGACAAGUACUUCAAAUUUCACCACAACUACAAAGAAUGAGGAAGGCUAAAUUUAGGAUCUACGAUGAAGCAGGCUUCUCACUUCAGAAAUUCUUUGUGCCGGUGAGUUUAGAAAGACCUGAUUAGUAAGUGAUUUGCCAAACUUCCAUACCAUCAAACAUCAGAUCCAGAUCUUGGUUGAACAAAGCUAGCUACAUAGCUACCUUGCCAAGUCAUCAGCCCUUUUGCUUUUACGUCCAGACUCGAAAUAUCCUCUCAAUAUGUCGUCCUGGAAUUUGUUAGACGAGAGAGAAGAGGCCGAGCUCCACAAGUCGCGCCUCCUUAACAUCGAGGAGAAACCCUUCAAGCGUGUCACGAAGCGCCUCGUCACCCUCAACACGCUCGUGGCCGCCAAGGCGCGUCAAGCCCCGACACCUCCACCAGAGAGCAGCAGCGCGAACGGCGCGAACGGCGCGGACGCCGAGGGCGCUGCGGCCGAGGCCCCAGCGUCCCCGACCGACCCGCUCCUGGAGAUGAAAGAGGACAUCGUGCUCGACUUUGCGGCCUUCGACGGCAGCGUGACGCGGCUGCAGUUCCUGCUAUCGGCUAACGAGCGCGAGCGGGCGCGGUACGCGGCGGACCGGGUGCGGAUCCUGGAGACGUCGCAGGGGGUCCGCGACAGCACGGCGGGGCUGAGGCAGCGGCUGGAGCGGGCGCGGGCGACGCUGGAGCAGCGGCGCAAGUUCGAUGACCUCGCCGAGAAGAUCACGAGCAACCGGAUGCUGCGGCCGCGCGGCGACCAGGAGGCCAACCUGCGCAAGCUCGAGGACGAGUGCGCCCAGCUCGAGGCCGAGAGCGAGACGUACGCGGCCACCUGGCGCGAGCGCAAGGACCAGUUCAGCCGCAUAAUGGACGAGAGCAUGCGACUCCGGAGGCUGAUCAGGGACGAGAAGGAGGAGGUUGAGCGCCGAGAGGGCAUGGAUGAUGAGGGCGGGCAGGGCGAUGCCGAGGCGGACUCGGUCCAGACACCGAGGCCUGGGUUGGCCAGUGGGAAUGCGACUCCGCGUCCGGAUAGCGGGCUCAUUCCCACGAAGGGCGGACUGGAGAGUGGCGACGCGGCUGGGGCCUCGCGGCCGGCUUCCACCGCCGGAGGGGUAACGCCAGCCAGGGAGAGUCCCGGUCUCGGUGGGGAAUCUCGACCUUCACUCAAGCCGAGACCCGAAGCGGCUGGCAGUUUCUCUCGGAGCGAAAGUCGGGCCGCGAGUAGAAACGCGUCCCCGAAUAGAUCCCGGUCCAGGGAGCGGGAGGAGCCUGAGGAGCCGGAGGAAGGCGAGGAUGUUGAGAUGGAUGACGCCAAGGAGUCUGUUUCCAGUCCCCUGACACCGCUUCCUAGCGAAGUUGAUACCCCUCGGAUCGUUGUCGACAGCCAAGAGGUUGAAGACAAGAUGGACACGACGUGAGGAGUCUACCAGCAGACUAUGAUACAUUCAUGUACUACAGUUAGGAGUUGAUUGCCCGAGGUUGGCAAUAAUCGGCUUGGCCAACAUCUAGAGAUACCCCACCCAUAUGAAG